CCUUAAAUCUACUUUAGUAAGACCUUAUUCAGCAUUCUUAAUGUUAUUUAAGAAGCUACAUUUGUUAUUAAAGAUAAGCUUGAUUUAAUCAUUCUUAGAUGCACUCAUCCUGUUAUUUUUUCUAAAAGAUGACUUUUCAUGUUUCAAACUGUUACUGUUACUAAUUAUAGAAGUGCAAACUGUUUAAUUCUUGGUGUGAUUAUUAGACACACUUUUACAUGAAAAAAAAAGGAGGUGUGAGAGGUUGGGGGAAGGAAACGGUCCCGUGUUUUUGUGGAUGAUAAUUGGCUGGAGGCAUAGAUUAUGGGAGGGGCCUCAGUGCUGCUGUUUCUGUAGACAGAGGCAGAAGGAGGGAGAUGGGGUGUGUGUGUAUUAGAAAGAGAGACGGCAGAGCAGGACAAAUGAACCGGGGGGGAUUCUCCCAGCAUCGCAAUGCCUGCCGUUAAGAUUUCAACUCCAGACGAAGUUGCUGCUCUUCAGGCUUGAAAUGGACUUACGGGAAUGUUUUACUCCACCUUUGUGAGGACUGAUUUUUGCCCUCUGUAGACCCCCGAUGCCAUCGGCUUCCUAACAGCGUUCUGCUGGGAUCUUACAACGAAGGACCAAAGAGGAGCUGACACAAAAAUAAGUGCAGAUGGAAGCCUGGUAAAAGGAGAGCAGAGGCGAAAGUAAGGAAGUGGUUUUACGGAGAGGAAACAAAGCAUAUCAUGCCAUUCCCACAAUAUAUGUAUGCAGGUCAUUAAACAAUGACUUUUCGAUGGAAACUGUUACACUGACUUGAUGGGCUACAGAUUGAAGAGAUACAGUCUGCAGUUGGAUCGGACAUUAAAGACAUCCUCAUUUUCACAAGAGUGACAUUUCUGGCAGCUUUUCCGUGCCUUCACCUGAGACACCAACCAUCAGAAGGGGAUUUUAACCAAGAGUGCUGUAGGUGCGUCAGCUCUAAGGGCAACACCGGGGAACCCUCUCUCACCUUUAUCUGCCCUUUUGAAAUUAAGCAUGGAGGUCUUCGUUUGAACUGAAACAUAACGGCUCAUAAAAACAACUGCCUGCCAGACCGAAUAGCACCUCUUUGGAUUUAUCCUACCCUUUAAGGGCCUCUUUAUGCCUUUUAAUGCCUGAGAUCAUGAAUUCCUCCCUGGAUCCACUGAACCAAAGCUUACUGGACUCAAAUGUGUCCGCUCCUUUCUGCUUACUUGAAGUAGGCUAUUCUCAAAUUUUCAGCACCUGCCUUCUUGAGGUAUCUGUUAUUCUACUCCUUGCUAUCCUUAUCAUUUGUGGAAACUUGGUGGUGAUCUUUGUGUUUCACUGUGCUCCUUUGCUCAGCCAGCACACCACCAGUGCUUUUAUCCAGACGAUGGCAUAUGCAGAUUUGCUAGUGGGGGUCAGCUGCCUUUUCCCCUCUCUGUCUCUGCUCCACCAUUUGCAGGGACUGGACCCUAAACUGACCUGCCAAGUGUUUGGGUACAUGGUGUCAGUUUUGAAGUCAGUUUCAAUGGCAUCGCUCGCAUGCGUGAGCGUAGACCGCUACAUAGCCAUCACACAACCACUGACUUAUUCAUCUCUAGUGACGCCCUGUCGGGUACGCUGCUGCAUCGUUCUAAUAUGGUUAUACUCUGCGUUGGUGUUCCUCCCGUCUUUUCUUGGGUGGGGGAAGCCCGGGUAUCACGGCGAUGUGGUAGAAUGGUGUGCGGUGGAGUGGAGGACUAGUCCGGCUUUUACUACCUUCAUUGUUGCACUGCUCUACGCCCCAGCUGCUCUGACAAUCUGCUUCACAUACGCCAACAUCUUCAAGAUCUGCAGACAGCACACUCGGGAAAUCAGCGAGCGCCACGCCCGGUACAGGCCCCAACAGCAGCAGGGCGGCAGAAUGGCUGUGGGGUCAGUGAUGAAGGAUUGCACCAACGCAGAACAAGGGCAGCUUCCCCAAUUGACGCAACCACAAAAGCACCAGCACCACCAACCUCAGUAUCAGCAGUCUUCGUACCCAGACAAGCGAUAUGCUAUGGUAUUGUUUCGAAUAACCAGUGUGUUCUACAUCCUCUGGCUGCCCUACAUCCUGUACUUCCUGUUGGAAAGCGGAGGGAUAUACCACCACCCUGUAGCCUCGUUUCUUACCACCUGGUUGGCUAUCAGCAACAGCUUCUGCAACUGUCUCAUUUACAGCCUCUCCAACUCGGCAUUCAGAAAGGGCCUCAAACGGCUCUGCUCCUUCUGUCUGCGGCGCAGCGGCGAUGGCUUCGGAGUCAAGAAAACCAAAAAGGCUUUUGUUGGUUCUGUUGAAAAGGGAUGUGCAAAGCAGUGGUAUGGAUAUGACAAUGGGGAUAUGAGAGCUGGUACAACAUGUCAUGUGUAGCUCGAAUGAAGAAGGAAACCCUGGUGUCAAGCUUACAUUAGAGUUAAAAUGCCCAAAGUGACUGCUCUUAAAAUCUCUUAAAAAGUGCUUUUAAGAGAUGGAAGAUGGUAUCGUUCUGUUGCUGCUACUUCUGGCUCUCCCUUUAAAGGCUAUGGAGACAGAGAGAAAAGGGUUGAAAGCCGAGCAAUCUGGAACAGAAUGUGGGCCUCAUUAGCCCUUCAAGGUGUUUUUUUAAUGUUGAAAACACAAGAUGAUAUGGAUGGGGAGCUGACAGAUGAAAUGCUCUGGUAUGAGGAGGAAAUCCUUGCCUCCUCUCUGUGGAAACAAACCUUUUUUGAACAAAAGGUUCAACAAAACUUUAUCUGCUGUCUUUGGAACUAAAUACUUGACUUGUUUCUGCAGAAACUACCAAAUUAUGCUAGAACCAAACGGUUCUCAUGAAGUUUUAUGUGCUUCAUUUUCAACAUGACCUUUGUGUUUAACACAAUUUGUUGAAUUAAACUAAAAAAAAAAAAACACAAACAAAAUAAAAGACAUGCUGGUCCAGUCAGUUCAAGGGGCCAAUGUGAUUUAGUGAGACUGCAGAAAACAGCGGAGCCAACCUGAACUUUUAACUAAAUGUUAUUUAUUGAUGUUAUUAAAAUGUCUGUUGAAUUUGUGGGUUUUGCACACUGCAAAUAUUUGUUAUAAGGACCUAGCUUUGGUGUACGAGUGCUUAACUGGCAAAAAUCUAAUCUGAGGUUCAGUGAUGUUCAGGCAAAAGAGCCACAAUCCAGUAAAGUCAUUAAAUAAACAAAGUAAGUACUGAUUCUUGAAUUAUUUAAUAUGUCCAAAACUACAUUUUUUAAAUUAGUUUUUAUAUAACAGUAAAAAAUUAAACAUUUCUUUUAAAUUCUCAGUCAUGGCUACUUUAUUACUUAUUACUUUAUUAAUUACUUUAUUAAUACAUAAAAAUAUUGUGUAUGCAUUAAAAUGGUAAUUUAAUGUUUCAUUAAUAAUCAAAGACCCCUGAAGACAUUUGGGUAGGAAGUGGCAAACAUUGCUAGUGAUUGUUUAGUAGUUGAUUUUCUGUGCAAUAAAACAAUCUGAUGUUGGGGUCUGCCUAAUUAGUACAUUGACAAAUUCACCCAUUUAAAAAGUGACUUUUUGAGACAGUUACUGAUAUGUAUUAGUACAUACCGGAAUAAGUUGUAUAUUUUGGCAUAAAAUAAGAUUUGGAUGUAUUAUUUUCUAAAUAAUCUAGAAUAAAUUUCAGUCUAGCUAAACAACUAUAGAUACAUGGUUAAUUAAACAAUUUAGUUCCAGUUGUUUUUCUUAAUGAAUUAGUCUUCUUCAAUCUUUAAUUACUUACUCAAUUGUGGCACUUCUCCCUUUAUAUUUGCAUUUUUACCAGUUUUGUUGCACCUUAAUUUUAUAUGUAGCAUAAUGUGUUUUCAACACCAAGAAAGCAUAUGUUUUUUCCUGCAUCUAGUGUACAGACUAGAUUAAUUUUAUACAUAGGGUUAGCAGGGUUACUACACUGGCUGUAUUUUUAGGUCUAAAUAAAAAUACAGAAAAAGAAAAAUGCAUUGAAAGUAAAGUAUUUAAUGCUUUAUAUUCACCCUGUUGUCUAAAUGUACCAUCUAACUGUGCUUACAGUCUGUUGUGUCCUUUCCAUCUUUGGGAUCUGGAAGCAUCUUAAAGUGUGGACCUAUGUGAUUGUGAAAGUAUGCAAAAGCAUUUGUAUAAGACUUGAAUAUUUGUGUGCAUGUUAAUGGUGUUCCUAUUGUGCAUUUAUAUAUAUAAAUAUGUAAAGAAACAACUGAAAAACAUUUAAAUAAGACUGAAUUGUACUUUUAUUGUACUAAAGUUUGUUUCCAGCUUUCAGGAGUCCUGUUAAAAACAAACAUUCCUUAGCUUUAUAUCUCAUCUGCAGUAAUGUGCCAAAGAAGAUGUUACACUUUGACCUUUUUUCUCCCCUAAAUGUAAUAUCUGCUAUGUGAGCGAGUUUAUACAAUAUUAUCAACCGUCUACUGCACUCUGUCGCAUCAGCGAUGCUUUGUGUGCAUGUCUACAACUGUUUCUGAGUAUAUUGGGUUAUAAAGUUGCCUUUUAUUUAAAAACGAAUAAUAAUCAGCUGUUGAGGGAAGUGGUUUUCUUUGACAGCAAGUGAGGGCUAAAUUAAAAGACGUGUGACUGUUUUAAAAUAAUUCAGUUCCAGAGUUUGCUUUACUCCUUUGGUAGCUGAAGUGUUUGAAGUUUUAUCAGCUAUUUAAAGCAGAUGGCACCUUUUUGCUUUAACUUAACUAAGAAAUAUGUAAAUGAACAAUUUAAACUGUUACCUUUUUGUCUUGCACUUGUGUUCUUGUGUGAUUGAAGCACAAUGAAGAUGAUGAAUGUGUGCAGGCACGCCCAGACUCGACCAUUGGCUAGAUUCUGACUGUUCAAUCUGUUUUGGUCUCUGUUUCCUUCUCAUUCAUAAUCGUACAUGAUGGGUGUCAUGAAAUAAUUAGCUCUUAUCUAUCCAUUCCCGUUUCUGCCAUCUUCUCUGCUGCUAUCUAAAUAUUUUCAUGUUUACACAAACAUAAGUCUACAUGUUUAUCAAAGGACAUUUAUAUUAUGUUUUUAUUUUUAAUCACUGAGCUCAGCUUGUUCUCAAGUGAUAUCCAGCCUACAUUCAGCAGCAGUCAAAGAAACAAAAACAUCCAUUUUCAACUUUAUAAAGUUGUUUUUCUUUUCAUCCUUUGAAUUGUAGGUUUCUGCUUCAAGCAUUGUAAUUUAGAUCUUUUUUGUUUAGAAGAAUUCUGUUGCACAGCAACUUAUUUUACAGUCCCUUCAGAACAAUACUUCUUUGAGGACAAUCCAUGGUGCCUAAAAGUGCUCCCGUUGGUCACAUACACUCACUCCGUUCUUCCUGUGGGGGAAACAAUCAACUUACGUGUUCUCACGGGAAUGACACUGAUGGCUAGGAGGAAAUUUCCAUGCCCUGCUUGGUUAAAAAUGCUAAAAAAAAUAAAAAAAUAAAGGAUGUUUAUAGCUGGAAGAGCUCACGGUGUAAAAAUCAUGAGUUUUCAGAACAACAGUAGCUAUGUUGUUGAACUAAAACAUUUUAUAACAGUGGUUUUAUAGGUUUGCUUUAGAUUUAAGUCCAACUGGGGUUACUUGCAAAAUAAUUUUUCUAUUGUAACUCUCCAAUACUUAUAUAUAGGAAACGUUUCUUUUUUUUAGAUAUAAAAAAUACUUGAGAUGAUUGAUUUAGUGCAGUAAAAUGCACCUACUUUCUCUCUCUCGCUUUCUCUGGCUUGUUUUCUGACAUACUUCUAUGUUGGCAAACCAUUUAAAGUAGAUCAGCAGCACUUGGUUUGAGACGACCUAGAAUUUUAUCAGUCACGGAGACAACUCCCAAUGGAACCAGUUAGAUCAGAUACUGCACAUGAACUUUAAAUUAAGAGGUUUCGUUUUUAGGUUUUGGACGGUCUGAUUAUUAUGUAUUUUUAGCAGAACCUAAACUACCACUCAUCUAAUGAGCCAGGCUAUAAACAUAAAUUCAAACAUAUAGAAUAUUAAACAUAUAAAAAAGCAAAACAAAAACGGUUAUCGUAUAAAAGACGGGAAAAGACUGCCGAUUAAACAUUCCAGACAGGAAAUUCUACUUGUUGUUUUCUACAAAUAAGUGAGACCUUGCAGGUUUAAAAGUUCAAAAUAAUGUUUUUAAAAACAAACAUAUUUCAAAUACAAGGAGGGGUGGGCCAAUGUCUUAUUACAUUGUUAGAAAGAUAUGUGCUUUAAUACAGGCUGUGAAUGCUGGGCUAAGUGUUUAUUUAUGCUGUUGUUGAAUGUGAGUGAGCCAUCUGAUUACAUGAUGCUCUGUAUGCCAUACCUUUUUGUAAAUCGUAGACUUUAUCUGUGCUGAACAAAUAAAUAUGAUUUUAUCGCA
This is a messenger RNA of Cyprinodon tularosa, 6272 nucleotides long. RefSeq names its product probable G-protein coupled receptor 21. Lineage: Eukaryota; Metazoa; Chordata; Actinopteri; Cyprinodontiformes; Cyprinodontidae. Gene Ontology annotation, molecular function: G protein-coupled receptor activity. The transcript has a single exon. Gene Ontology annotation, cellular component: membrane. The record is from RefSeq and is a predicted model, not a curated record. Gene Ontology annotation, biological process: G protein-coupled receptor signaling pathway. The coding region runs from base 1115 to 2356 and encodes 413 amino acids.